Messenger RNA from Amaranthus tricolor (Joseph's coat), 690 nucleotides. Its product is annotated as protein PLANT CADMIUM RESISTANCE 9-like. The transcript is spliced from 4 exons. The record is from RefSeq and is a predicted model, not a curated record. NCBI's taxonomy places the organism in Eukaryota, Viridiplantae, Streptophyta, Magnoliopsida, Caryophyllales, Amaranthaceae. The coding region runs from base 1 to 450 and encodes 149 amino acids.
AUGAGUUCCUACAACUAUCAGUCAUCUCAGCUUCCUCCAGAAGGACAAUGGACUACUGGCUUUCACGAUUGUUGCCAGGAUCGUUCUCUUUGCUUGAAAACAUGUUUUUGCCCUUGUGAGACUAUGGGAGAGAUUGCUGAAAUCAUUGAUGGAGGCACUACAUCAAAGGAGAAAGCAUGUAUCCGUUACAGUAUACUUCCUGCUGGAUGGAAAGGAAUGUAUGCAGCUGGAUACAGGAGAAGAUUGAGGGAAAUGUUUAAACUACCAGAGGAGCCACACACUGACUGUAUCGUUCACCAAUGUUGUUGCGUCUGUGGCCUUACCCAAGAGUAUCGUGAGCUCAAGAACCGCGGAGCUGAUCCUUCGUUAGGUUGGCCGGGAAAUUUGGAGAAAUGGAAUCGUCAAGGAAUUAAAGAGCCACCGAUUACUACUCGUAUGGCUCGUUGCUAGCAUUACCUCCUUAUCUACUACCAUCAUGAUCCGACAUAUUAUGUGAUUCUUGAUCACUUUGUAUAUGUAUUAAUGUAUGUGUGGGUUGUAUAUCGUUUCGAUGGUUCAAUUGUUGGGUUGUAUAUAUACCUGUACUGCAUUUGAUGAUCGGUAUUGUUCCUCGUAUGAAUACAUGAGACUCAGUAGAACUAUAGUCAGUCUGAUAAGUGCCAUUUUCUGGCUCUUUUGGGCUAAAUUUUA